This is a messenger RNA of Durusdinium trenchii, 777 nucleotides long. Lineage: Eukaryota; Dinophyceae; Suessiales; Symbiodiniaceae. The record is from the annotation of a GenBank genome assembly.
AUGUCAGAUUGGGCUGACGACUUCUCCCCGAACACCGUGUGGGCACUCAGGACUCAGCAGUGGCAGAUGUAUAAGGUUGGAGACAGGGUGAAGAUGCAGCCUGAAAAGGCCCUCAACGGACAGUUUCAUGCUGUGACAUCGGUUUGCACUAAUGCAACAGCGUACUUGCAGCUGGAUUUUCAUGGCCUGCAAAAAGAUGACAUUGCGCCCUUGGUCUCCCGGGGAGACCUUAGCACCAUGCGUGCCGCUGGCGAGUACACCGGCUUCGUGCCAGACAUGCAGCGCCGACAGCUCAUGAACUUUGUGCUGGUGACCACAGCUGGCAUCCCUGUCCUGGUGGCCUUGGGCUGCUACCUUUGGUACUUCGUGCCUCCUGUGUCAGGUGGUGGCGGAGGAGCACAGCUUGCUGGAGACGUGGAUGGCAAUCCUGUCGCCCUGGAGUCUUGGGUGAAGAGCCACAAGGACAACGACCGUGAGCUGGUGCAGGGACUGAAGGGUGAGCCCUACUACCUCAUCUCCACCCCAGACAACAUCAAGGACUUUGCGCUUCUGUCCGUGUGCACUCACCUUGGCUGCGUGGUGCCUUGGAACAAGGCUGCCAACAAGUUCUGCUGCCCUUGCCACGGAUCCCAGUACGAUGAGAAUGGCAAGGUUGUACGUGGCCCUGCUCCACUUUCCUUGGCCUUGGCUCACACCACUACCCUGAACGGCAACUUGGCAUUGAGCCCUUGGACUGAGCAGGACUUCCGCACCGGCGAGGACCCUUGGUGGAAGUGA